CGCAGCCGCCCUAAAGGCAUGAUGGGAAGUGUGUGGCGAGCUGCGCUGGAAUCGCAAAGUGAAGCUGAACCGAAGUAUGGCAAUUCGCUAUAUGCUCCUGACGCAGAAGAAAGAUUUGCGGAAAAUACUGUCUUUUCUCCCAAAGAAUAAUUUCAGGGCUGUGCUGGACCCCUACAGCACUGCGGCCCAGCAGCGCAGCACGGGUGAUGAUCUCCACAGCGACGAGCACGUGGACGACAGGAGCCACUCAGUGGCUGAAGUGAGAAUCCUCGAGAUACGAGCCAGCAAGCUGGAGGCGCAAGUCCGUGAUCUGACUGAGAGGUGCACAAAAGCCUUGGCAGACUCUGACAUGGUUCGAAGAAGAACAAGGAAGUUUGUUGAAGAUGCCAAAGUCUUUGGCAUUCAGAGUUUCUGCCGGGACCUGGUGGAGGUGGCUGAUCUCCUGGAGCAGGCAACAAAGAAUUUCACACCCGAGGAGCUGGUGCUGGAGGACAGCCUGCUGCCGUCUAAGGAUGUGGCGCAUGCACUGGACCGGCUACAGUGCAUCUUUACCAAACACGGCCUUGAGAAAAUGACCCCCAUUGGGGGGUCAUACGACCCCUACCAGCACGAAAUCGUCUGCCACGUGGCGGCCGAGGGCGUGAAGCCUGGCAGUGUCGCCAUUGUGAAGCAGCAUGGGUAUAGUCUCCAUGGGCGGACCAUCCGGCACGCCCAUGUAGGCAUCGCCAUGGAGACACAGGAACAGUGACCUCUUUGGUCGGUUUAUCUGUAGGUGUCACUCAGCGGUGAUGCCCAAUGUGAUUUCUGAUCACGGUGGUACUGUUUCCUCACAGCUGCUUUCAGACAGUAUAUUUGAUUUAAUAUUUUUCAUGUUUUGUACAGUUUAUAAUGUAUAAAUAUUUAUUUUAGUUUGACUAGUGGUUUCAUUAUAUUUUUGCUUUAAAUUCUGAUCAAUUUUUGCAAGCUUAUAACCAUGUGGCCUGUCUUGUACUGUUAUGAUGGAUCAUGUGAUCUGGGCACCUUGUCAGAGUUCUGGUGUGUUACAUGCAGUGCUCCAAAAGCUUUACUUAGGCACUGAGUGGGAAGUGUAACUGCAUUCAGAGCCAGGAAUGAUGUGUGGUAUCAGUAUGGAAUGUACUGUGACAGACCCAGGAGCUGUGAGCUCACUGUGUGGCCGGUGCCGGAGUGGUUUGACUGACUUGUUAAUCGGCACCUUGAAUAAACUGAAGGCCUACA
Messenger RNA from Paramormyrops kingsleyae, 1236 nucleotides. It is a transcript of the gene grpel2, whose product is annotated as GrpE-like 2, mitochondrial. Gene Ontology annotation, biological process: protein import into mitochondrial matrix; protein folding. Gene Ontology annotation, molecular function: protein-folding chaperone binding; adenyl-nucleotide exchange factor activity; protein homodimerization activity. NCBI's taxonomy places the organism in Eukaryota, Metazoa, Chordata, Actinopteri, Osteoglossiformes, Mormyridae. Gene Ontology annotation, cellular component: PAM complex, Tim23 associated import motor. The record is from RefSeq and is a predicted model, not a curated record.